UAGUGGUGGGGUGGUGGAAAGCAGGGACUUUGUGGUUGUAUUUGGAAAGGAAAAAAAAGGUUAGAAUACGAGGAACGGAGUAGAAAGGCAGAGAGUUGUUGAGACUCAUUUGGAUUCUAUUUCAACCCAACAGUAAGCUAUGUUGUAGAAAACAUCAAAGAGAAAAAAGAGGGGGGAAAUGCUGCAAGUGUUGCUUCCUUUUCCAGGGAUCUAACUGUCCUUUUCUAUUUUCAUUUUUAAUAAAGGGUGAGAAAGGUAGUAGCUUUCUAGCAUAUGCCACCUGGGAAUUAAUAUAAGGGGGGAAGGGAGCAUCCAUAGACUGAGAGGUGAAAGGCACAAACAAAAGGGAAAACGAUGCCGGAAACAAAGAAGAAGAAUGGUGGCAAUGAAGAUUUCAAGAAGAAGGAGCGUCAUAUAGUCACAUGGACUCGAGAGGAAGAUGAUAUCCUUCGUGAACAAAUCAGUUUACAUGGAACUGAAAACUGGGCAAUCAUUGCCUCUAAAUUCAAGGAUAAAACAACAAGGCAGUGCAGAAGAAGAUGGUACAUAUACUUGAAUUCAGAUUUCAAGAAAGGAGGAUGGUCACCAGAGGAAGAUAUGCUUUUAUGUGAGGCUCAGAAAGUUUUUGGCAAUAGAUGGACUGAAAUAGCAAAGGUGGUUUCAGGCAGAACGGAUAAUGCUGUUAAAAAUCGAUUCUCCACGCUAUGCAAGAAGAGAGCCAAGUAUGAAGCCUUACCAAAGGAGAAUACUACAUGUAUAAACCCAAAUAACAAUCGAAUUUUACUUCAAAAUGGGAUGAAUGUAGAUGGAACAGCAGACCCUACUGGUUCUGUUAAGAGAAUGAGGAGAUCCCACAUUUCAGAUCUCACUGAAAACUGCAAUUUUGGAGAUAGAUCACAUGGAGUAUCUGGAACAAUGAUGAAUCAGCAGCUAAGACAUCCCUUUGUAGUUUUGGGUCAAAAUCUCCACAAUGCUAACAGCGUCGUGGUGCAAUCUCAUGUAAAUAAUGAUAAGGAGGUUUCUAAUGAUGCAGCUCAGAAUAAUAGAACUCAAGGAACAUUUCUCAAAAAGGACGAUCCAAAGAUAAACGCUUUAAUGCAGCAAGCGGAGCUACUCAGUUCGCUCGCAUUGAAAGUUAACUCAGACAACACAGAAAAAAGUCUGGAAAAUGCUUGGAAGAUUCUCCAAGACUUUUUGAAUCAGAGUAAAGAAAAUGACAUCCUGAGAUAUACAAUGUCUGAUAUUGACUUGCAACUAGAAGAUUUCAAAGACUUGUUUGAGGGUUUAAGGAGUAGUAAUGAGGGGAGUCAACCGUCUUGGAGGUAAUAGAAAAAUCAGUUAAAAGUUCAGAUU
Molecule: messenger RNA, 1353 nt
Organism: Hibiscus syriacus
Lineage: Eukaryota; Viridiplantae; Streptophyta; Magnoliopsida; Malvales; Malvaceae
Product: transcription factor MYB88-like
Exons: 9
Coding region: 355-1326 (323 amino acids)
Biological process (GO): regulation of DNA-templated transcription
Cellular component (GO): nucleus
Molecular function (GO): DNA-binding transcription factor activity, RNA polymerase II-specific; RNA polymerase II cis-regulatory region sequence-specific DNA binding
Source: RefSeq, a predicted model, not a curated record